Lactuca sativa (garden lettuce) is the source of this 1053-nucleotide messenger RNA. Its product is annotated as dehydration-responsive element-binding protein 1B. The record is from RefSeq and is a predicted model, not a curated record. Gene Ontology annotation, molecular function: DNA-binding transcription factor activity; DNA binding. Lineage: Eukaryota; Viridiplantae; Streptophyta; Magnoliopsida; Asterales; Asteraceae. Gene Ontology annotation, biological process: regulation of DNA-templated transcription.
AAGUUGUUCACACACAAACAUGUAUAUAUACAUCUUACGCCUUUUUCUUAUCCACCACUUAAAUCUCAAACUAACAAACAGUCAAACCUUAACUUCACUCAUAACUUGCAACUACCAAAAAACAGCUUCGCAUGGAUAUCUUCACCCCAUUUCUUGAUCAACUGUCCUCGGACAACUCUUCCAUUGAGUCCUCUUCGGCUUCUGAUUGCAGCAGCAGUAGCACCACAACCAUCGGUGGUGUAGGAUAUGGGGACGUGGAAGUGAUGCUGGCUUCGGAAAACCCAAAGAAGAGAGCAGGAAGGAAGAAGUUUAAGGAGACGCGACACCCGGUUUACCGGGGAAUAAGGAGGAGGAACUCCGGUAAGUGGAUUUGUGAGGUGAGAGAGCCUAACAAGAAAUCGAGGUUGUGGCUGGGGACGUAUGCCACCGCUGAAAUGGCAGCCAGGGCGCAUGAUGUGGCCGUUUUGGCCAUGAGAGGACGAUCGGCGUGUUUGAACUUUGCUGACUCGGUUUGGAGGCUGUCGGUACCGGAGUCUAGCAAUGUGAAGGAUAUAAAGAAGGCGGCGGCUGAGGCGGCGGAGGCUUUUAAACCGAGAGAUGAUGUGGUGGUGGAGAUGGUGGAAACGAAGGAGGUGGAGGAAAUGGUGGUUUACAUGGAUGAAGAAGAGAUCUUUGGGAUGCCGGCGUUUCUUGCCAGCAUGGCGGAGGGAUUGAUGCUACCGCCACCUCAGACGGUGGGGUAUGGCAAUUAUAUGGAUGAUAACAUUGAAUUUUGUGUUGACUUGCCUUUAUGGAACUUUUAGAUAGAUUUAGUGUUUUGUUUUUUUUUUUUCUCAAUCCUUUGAUAAAUGUUCAUAAUAAACCCAUUAACAAAACAUUGCUUGUAUAGAUGAUAUUGCACAUGAAUUCAAAAGAAAAACAAUAACCUUAUAAAUUUUUUUUUUUUUUUCUAUGUGUAUCUCUUAUUGGUGAUUACAAAACCACAUUUGGACUAAAGUAUGUAUCAUUUAUAUUGAUAAUGUUGUGGGUUAAAAUACAUAUUCAAUUAGAGCA